AUGCCAUCGACACCAGCGCCACAGGAUGACUCCCACCAACAACUCCUCGACCAGAUGGACAUUUUCUACACGCCCAAACCCUUCCGCAACCCUAACUGGAAACCCGGUACACGACGCAACAAAAACACCAAGCAAAUCAUAUCCGAGUCGCAGCGGAAGGAAGCCUCGGUGCUAGCCACGCAGAACAACUCUGGCGCAUCGACCCCUCUGCCUGCGACGGGCGCGAACUCGGACGGCGCAGCUACACCCGUGCACUCCUCUGCCGGCUCACGGCCCGUAAACAUGGCACAAGCGACGCAGAGUCUGAGCACGCUCGUUCUAGAGCGUAAUCUACAGAGAGACAAAGCCUCAAGCGGUGCGUUUCCGGGACCUCCUGGAGGGUUGACGGCGGGGCCAGCUGUCACAUACACGAACAUUGAGAGCGCGCCGAGUCUACAUCCUGCGAACCAAAAACGGUACUGUGACAUUACGGGCUUGCCGAGCAGGUAUACAGAUCCGAAGACCAAGCUGAGAUACUACGACAAGGAGAUCUUUGCGGUGGUGAGGAGUUUGCCGCAGGGCGCACCGGAUCAGUAUCUUGCGGCGCGAGGGGCGAAUGUGGUCUUGAAAUGA
Cladophialophora yegresii CBS 114405 is the source of this 612-nucleotide messenger RNA. RefSeq lists its product as uncharacterized. Gene Ontology annotation, cellular component: Ino80 complex. The transcript has a single exon. Gene Ontology annotation, biological process: chromatin remodeling. Bases 1 to 612 code for a protein of 203 amino acids. The record is from RefSeq and is a predicted model, not a curated record. NCBI's taxonomy places the organism in Eukaryota, Fungi, Ascomycota, Eurotiomycetes, Chaetothyriales, Herpotrichiellaceae.